Messenger RNA from Sinocyclocheilus grahami, 2874 nucleotides. Its product is annotated as solute carrier family 12 member 2-like. The record is from RefSeq and is a predicted model, not a curated record. Gene Ontology annotation, biological process: sodium ion homeostasis; potassium ion import across plasma membrane; chloride ion homeostasis. Gene Ontology annotation, cellular component: apical plasma membrane. The transcript is spliced from 14 exons. NCBI's taxonomy places the organism in Eukaryota, Metazoa, Chordata, Actinopteri, Cypriniformes, Cyprinidae. Bases 364 to 2352 code for a protein of 662 amino acids. Gene Ontology annotation, molecular function: ammonium channel activity; sodium:potassium:chloride symporter activity.
UUCUCAUUCGCCUGCGUGUGAGUCUUCACCCCUGAUGGAGCGGGCAACUCUCGCGAGAGCGCCUCCUCUCGCGAUGCCGCCCAGCAUAGCCGCCACUGCAGUGCCUAUAAAGCGACGAGACACGGCGUUGCGGCAAGGUCGCGCAGCAUCACGGCGAACGCUCGGUUCACGGAGCUCGUUAGCGUCCUCUGGAGCGCGUCGGAUAUUUCCUCACACGCGUUCAGGCUGGACGCACGCGCCGCUGUUCUCCGUUUGCAUCCGCAUGAGCGGCGUUGUUCUAGUCUUCCUGCAGCAUCAGUGUCGCCUCCACCGGCUCCGCCGCACUUCACCGGACACUCUCGGCUCUGAGGAGGCUUCUCUGUCAUGUCGGCGUCCCCUCCGCCCCCCGCCGCCGCGAGCGACCAUCUCUCCAUCAAGCCCGCCGGUCCCACGCCGAGCCAGAGCCGCUUCCAGGUGGACCUGGUGUCGGAGUGCGCCGCGGCCUCGGACUCCUCGCCGCCCGAGUACCCCGCCGAGCCGCUCCGGGACUCCGCGUCCGGCGGAGAGGAAGCCAAGGGCCGGUUUCGCGUCGUGAACUUCGCGGCCUCGAGUCCGGACGCGGCGCCGGCGGACUGCGCGCAGAACGGGGACACGGUGAUGAGCGAGGGCAGCCUGCACUCGUCCAGCGGCGGCCAGCAGCACCAUCACUACGACACCCACACCAACACCUACUACCUCCGCACCUUCGGACACAACACCAUCGACGCCGUGCCCAACAUCGACUUCUACCGGCAGACCGCCGCGCCGCUGGGCGAGAAGCUCAUCAGACCCACGCUCUCGGAGCUGCACGACGAGCUGGACAAGGAGCCGUUCGAGGAUGGCUUUGCUAACGGCGAGGAGCUGACCCCUGCAGAGGAGGCCGCAGCUAAAGAAGCCUCCGAGUCUAAAGGAGUGGUGAAGUUCGGCUGGAUCAAAGGAGUGCUGGUGCGCUGCAUGUUAAACAUAUGGGGCGUGAUGCUCUUCAUUCGAAUGACAUGGAUCGUGGGCCAGGCUGGAAUUGCGUAUUCCUGCAUCAUUGUUGUUAUGGCCACUGUUGUGACUACCAUCACGGGCUGCUCGACCUCUGCGAUCGCCACCAAUGGCUUUGUACGAGGAGGUGGGGCGUAUUACUUAAUAUCUCGAAGUUUGGGCCCAGAGUUUGGCGGCUCCAUUGGUCUGAUUUUUGCCUUUGCCAACGCUGUGGCUGUGGCCAUGUACGUCGUGGGCUUUGCAGAAACUGUAGUUGAGCUGCUCAUUAAUUCCGGUGCGCUCAUGCUCGAUGAGAUUAAUGACGUCAGGAUCAUUGGAACCAUUACAGUCAUCCUGCUGCUUGGCGUCUCAGUGGCUGGAAUGGAGUGGGAGGCCAAGGCUCAAAUAUUCCUCUUGUUCAUUUUGGUCACUGCUAUCUUUAACUACUUCAUUGGGACCUUCAUCCCUGUCGAGUCCAAGGAGAAAUUUGGCUUCUUCAGCUAUGACGCGGGCAUCUUGGCAGAUAACUUUGGCCCAGACUUUCGAGGGGAGACGUUUUUCUCCGUUUUUUCCAUCUUCUUCCCAGCUGCCACAGGCAUUUUGGCUGGAGCCAACAUCUCAGGAGAUCUAGCAGAUCCUCAAAUGGCCAUCCCUAAAGGAACGCUGUUGGCUAUCCUCAUAACGGGCCUCGUGUACGUGGGUGUGGCCAUCUCUGCAGGUGCUUGCAUCGUGCGGGAUGCUACAGGAAUGGAGAGUAACGUAACUCUCAGUGGCUUAAACUGCACUGAUGCGGCCUGUAAGUUCGGCUAUGACUUCAGUUCCUGCAGACCUGUUGAAGGAGGGAAGUCUGCCUGCAAGUUCGGCCUUUACAAUGAUUUCCAGGUCAUGAGUGUGGUGUCAGGCUUCGGGCCCCUCAUCACAGCCGGCAUCUUCUCCGCGACCCUCUCCUCGGCCCUGGCCUCUCUCGUCAGUGCCCCCAAAGUCUUCCAGGCCUUAUGCAAAGACAAUAUCUACCCUGGAAUUGCGGUUUUCGGGAAGGGCUACGGCAAAAACAACGAGCCCCUGCGAGGAUAUUUCCUCACCUUUGGCAUUGCCUUGGCCUUCAUUCUCAUUGCGGAGUUGAACAUCAUCGCCCCGAUCAUUUCCAAUUUCUUCCUGGCAUCGUACGCUCUCAUCAACUUCUCUGUGUUUCACGCGUCGCUGGCCAACUCCCCCGAGGUUUGUUUGUCCCUCAAUACCAAAGCUCUAGAAGACCAGCAGGUAGAUAUCUUCACUUCUGACACUUUAUUAGGUAGAGUCUCUGCACACGAUUGCAUGAACGUAAAGGGUACGUGUAGCUCUCACUCUCGGAUGUGGCUUGUUUAAAGUGCUUCUGUACCCUUUAUGUCAUGUUGUGUCUGUAACCGUGACUCCACUAAAUCCCAUUAGUCUAGUACAUGUCCUGUGUUCAAGAAGCCUCCCUAGUGGUGGUAACAGCCCGUUUGUGUGCUAACUGGUGCUAACUUCAUUUAAUCAAUUCUGUGUACAUGCUUUUGUGAAACUGACUCAUUUCAGCUGUGCAAACUGUUGUUAAGGCUGUGACACCAUUAACAGUCUGGUAUUAAAUGUCUUGAGCAGAUUCUGGACGCUCUGAUUCUGUGCGGUGGCGUCCCGUUCUUUGUGUCCCACACUGUUGCGUAACGUGGCAGAACGGCACAGUUAGCACUUUCCUACCACAAAGAACCAUUGUUGGUUUUAUCCCAACUGUUUAGUUGCUCCGUUCCAAUACGUGGCUCCCGUUGUGGGGUGUAAUUAGGGUAUUUUGACCUUCUCCUAUGUUGCCAAAUGCUCACCCGUAGUACUGCAGCGGAUGCCCUGCUGUUUGACUGGAGUCUGAGUGUUUGCUCC